Messenger RNA from Polyodon spathula (Mississippi paddlefish), 2124 nucleotides. Its product is annotated as dolichyl-diphosphooligosaccharide--protein glycosyltransferase subunit 2-like. The record is from RefSeq and is a predicted model, not a curated record. Lineage: Eukaryota; Metazoa; Chordata; Actinopteri; Acipenseriformes; Polyodontidae. The transcript is spliced from 18 exons. Gene Ontology annotation, biological process: protein N-linked glycosylation. Bases 122 to 2053 code for a protein of 643 amino acids. Gene Ontology annotation, cellular component: membrane; oligosaccharyltransferase complex.
GAUUCAGGAGAGAUGUUGUCGGAAUGAAAUUAAAUAGAAGCAACGAGAAAUGCACCAUAAUAUUGCUUCGUCACACUAACACUAGAGCCGUACAAGCGACACUGCAAGUGCGUAUUGACUGAUGGCGAGAGAAGCAGGUUUAAUCUCUCUCUUCCUCUUGGCCCUGGUGCUCCAUGCUCAGGCCCUCACACCCUCCCACCACCUGUCCAGUGCGGAUGUGACCAGACUGCAAGCCUUCCUGAACCAGCCUCUGGAAGACCUGGAGUCUGCCUAUUACACCAUUGUGGGGCUCAGCAAGCUGGGGACCCAAGUGUCUGAUGAGAAGGGUGCCUGCCAGUUCCUGAAAUCCCAUCACGACCCCACCAAUAUCGAUUCCCUCUUCUUCGCUGCAGAGGCGAGCCAGGCCCUCUCAGACUGUGAGAUCCCCAUCUCCAAUGAGACCCGUGACCUGCUCCUGGCCGCAGUGAGCGAGGACUCGUCAAUGUCUCAGAUCCACCAUGCUGUGGGAGCGCUCAGCUCCCUCGGGCUGCCCCUUGCUUCCCAGGAGGUGGUGAGCGCUCUGGCUGCCCGCAUCACCAAGGAGGACAACGUCAUGGCAAUUAUCGUGGCAUUGCAGACUGCGUCCCGGCUCUCCCAGCAGGCUGAUCUCGGCAGGAUUCUCGAGGAGAUUGAGGACCUGGCUGCCCGGCUGGACGAUCUGGGUGGAGUUUACCUCCAGUUCGAGGAAGGGCUGGAGGCCACUGCCCUGUUUGUCACUGCAACGUACGGACUGUCAGACCAUGUGGGCAUGGAGCCACCCCUGAAAGAGGACCAACUUGUGCAGCUAGUGAACUCUGUGUUCAGUAAGAAGGCUUGGGGCUCCCUGGCGGAGGCGUUCAGCGUAGCCAGCGCUGCCGCCGCUCUUGCAGACAACCGCUUCCACGUCCCAGUGAUCGUGGGGACACAAGGCCCGGCCACCGUCUCACACAGACAGCCCACCCUAAAGAUCCAGGUGACCAACGUGCUGUCCAGGCCCCUUCCCUCUGCCAGUGUGGUGGUUGAAUCGGCCCGCUCAGUCUCCUCCAAGAACGUGGUCUUGAAGCAGGCUUCCUUCACACUCCGAGAAGAGGUUUUUGAGCUGAACUUCCUUGACAGCAAGCCAGCAAGUGGCUACUAUGACUUCGCAGUGGCAGUGGCCGGAGACACGCGCUUCGUUGGGAGCAGUGUGGAGCUCAAAGUCAAAGUUUCCACUGAGGUUGGCAUCACUAAUGUGGAUCUGUCUAUAGUGGACAAGGACCAAAGCAUUGGACCAAAAAGCACCAAAGUGGCGUACCCCUCAAAGGCAAAGGGCUCCUUGAUCGCAGACAGCCACCAGAACCUGGCUCUGUCCUUCCAGCUGGUGGAUGAGAACACCGGGGUGGAGCUCACUCCACACCAGACCUUUGUGCGCCUGCAUAAUCAAAAGACAGACCAGGAGGUGGUGUUUGUUGCUGAGCCCGACAGUAAAAACGUGUACAGGUUUGAGCUGGAUACUGCAGAGAGGAAAUCUGAGUUUAAUUCAGUGUCUGGCACGUAUGCACUGCACCUCAUGAUCGGGGAUGCCACACUGGAGAAUCCCAUCCUCUGGAACAUGGCUGAUAUUGUGCUGAAGUUCCCAGAGGAAGAUGCCCCCUCAGUGGUGCAGUCCAAGAACCUCUAUGUUGCUAAACCAGAGAUCCAGCAUCUGUUCAGAGAACCUGAGAAGAAGCCAGCGACUGUGGUUUCCAAUGCAUUCACAGCUCUGGUACUGGCUCCAUUCCUGCUGCUGAUUAUCCUGUGGAUUAAACUUGGUGCCAACAUUUCAAACUUCAGCAUUACCCCAAGCACCCUCCUGUUCCACCUGGGACACGCUGCAAUGCUGGGGCUCAUGUAUGUGUACUGGACACACCUGAACAUGUUUCAGACCCUCAAGUACCUGGCCAUUGUGGGCAGCCUCACUUUCUUAGCAGGAAACCGCAUGUUAGCCCAGAAAGCAGUCAAGAGGAUCUCUGCAGAGCAGAGUAGUAGAUUGGCAAAGUAUAGGAGCCUGCGGUAGAGAGCUGUUUUCUAAUUCUUAAACACAAAACCUUCCUGUCUCAAGAUUGGAAGCCAGUAAAAGUAAUUCUA